Molecule: messenger RNA, 260 nt
Organism: Paraglomus occultum
Lineage: Eukaryota; Fungi; Glomeromycota; Glomeromycetes; Paraglomerales; Paraglomeraceae
Source: the annotation of a GenBank genome assembly
AUGAUAAUAUACAAGAUAUUAUUAAUGCCAGAAAUUCAAUGAAACGCGCAUCAGAAGCUAUGGCUAUCAAAUAUAAAAUAUCAACAAGGCGUGUAUAUCAAAUAUGGAGAGAAAAUCAUCCGCCAAUAGAUCCUAGAGAAGUAGUAUCACAACCAAUUAAUAUAGGGUCGAUAUCAUCAUCGAAAAAGGCUAGUCAAAAAAGUAAAUUGGCUUCAAAGAUCGAUGAGCUUGAACGAUUAAAAUCAGAUACUACAUCGGCG